AUGUCGAAUUCAGCAGCGUCCGCCGAAGAGCCACCGCAUAAAAAGAGGAAGAUGUCUCCGCCUCCGUCGAUGUUAUCGUCGCUGUCAGAUGACAUGGUUAUGAGCUGCUUGGCUCGAGUAUCGAGAUCGGACCAGGCGGCCUUGUCAAUGGUCUCCAAGAGUUAUCGCUCUCUAGUGGCUUCUCCUGAUCUCUACAGAACGAGAUCGCUAUUGAGUUGCGCCGAGAAUUACCUCUAUCUAUGCUUGCUCACCCCGCCAGACCAAACCCCACGCUGGUUCAUCCUCCGCCGUGGUAAAUCUGCGAAUCGCCUUCUGAUUCCGAUCCCUUCGUGGCAUUUUCAGCCUCCGGAAGCAUCUUCCGUGGUGGCGGUCGACUGGGGAAUCUAUGUUAUCGGUGGACGUAUAGAGGGGAGGCGCACUAAAGCUGUCCGACUCCUGGAUUGCCGUACUCACAAGUGGCACCGAGUCCCUUCCAUGGGAGUAAGUCGAGUUUCCCCGGCGGUCGGAGUAGUAGGCGGGAAGAUAUACGUGUUGGGAGGCUGCGGAGACCGGGAUUCUUCCAACUGGGCAGAGGUAUUCGACCCAAAGACUCAAACUUGGGAAUCUUUGCCAAUGCCGGAUCAGACGAUACGGUCUUACUAUAUCCACAAUAGUCUUGUCUUGAUGGAUGAGAAGGAAAAGGUUUACGCAGUGGAUGGAUUUGAUCAUACAUUCUACUAUUCGCCCAGUGAGAUUAAAUGGGGACUAGGGAAUACUCCUCCACGAAAAAAAACCAGAAGGGAUUGGUGUUACAUUGGUAAAUUCAUCUACUCCAUUGAUUGCAAAGGGAAUUUGUGUUGGUAUGAACCAGGGCAUUUAGAUUCUGAACAAGGGGAAAUGUGUUGGAGGGAUGUUAAGGGUUUGGGAUCUCUGAAAGAGAGUCUCUCUCGCUUCAGACUGGUCCCCUUUGAUAACAGGUUAGUGGCUAUGUGGGAGUCCGAAAAGAUCAAGACUGGUAAGGACAAAAAUCUCAUAGAUUUACUUCCCGGAGCGAGACUGAGCUUCUCUGGUCCCAAUAUUGUGCUCUUCUGGGACGUCGUCGAGGGGGAUCGUCUUGACAUUUGGUGUGCUGAGAUUUCCUUGGAGCAACGCCAAGGACCCGAGAUUUGGGGCAAUAUUCAGUGGUCUAAUGCGGUCAUGACCGUUGAACAUCCUUUCUUAGAUCGCUACAAGGUUUUGCAUUCUGUUUCAGUCUCUCUCUGA
This is a messenger RNA of Arabidopsis lyrata subsp. lyrata, 1242 nucleotides long. Its product is annotated as putative F-box/kelch-repeat protein At3g24610. Gene Ontology annotation, molecular function: protein binding. The record is from RefSeq and is a predicted model, not a curated record. NCBI's taxonomy places the organism in Eukaryota, Viridiplantae, Streptophyta, Magnoliopsida, Brassicales, Brassicaceae. The transcript has a single exon. The coding region runs from base 1 to 1242 and encodes 413 amino acids.